ACGACACAGAGAGGAGGAGGAAUAUCCUCGAUGUGCGUUAUCCACAACAAAAAUGGCGAGGAUUAUGUUUGGUUUUAUUUUAGCACUUUAGACACCUUUAUACGCUUUACACUUUAUAACCUAAUCCGGUUACUUGUUAACGUGUAGUCGGACAGUAGCCUAUACUCGCUCCCAAUGUAAAUAUGAUCCGUGGUCUUGUGUGCGGAGAUGAAACGACUGCAGAUUUUUAUAUCUUUAUUUAAACUACUACGUCUAUAUAAAUAAUAAUAGUAUUUGUAUAUUCUAUUUUAAACCCGUAUAAACCCCUUCUUCCCACCGCAGUGAGCAGAGCUUCGGCGAAACUGAAACGGCUCAAAGUCCUUUAACCUGUUGAUAGUUUGAGGACUGGUUGAAGUUCAGCUCUGCGCGUUUCUGGGUUUAACCUUUCCCUCACAUUAAAUUAUGCUUUGUCACCGCUACUACAGCGGGAUAAAGCCGUAAAGCGUUACGGUUUAUAAUGUGUAUAUUCUGUAUAUUCGUCGGAGUUUCAGUGGAAGCAGAUGCUCUUAAUUUACCCGUUUAAGGAACAGAUCGUGCGGAAGGAGAACUGUCGGGGAGUAAAAGCCCAAAACUGAGAUCUGAUACAGUGAUUUGAAUCAUGGAGCCGGCUGCGAAGCAGAAAGUGAUUUACAUCACCUACCUCAUCGCAGCUCUGGACAUCACCUGGCUCUUCCUCCAGUUCUCCAUAACACCGUAUUUGGCGAGGAGGCUCGGGUUCGAUACUAUUUGGUUCGGGUAUCUGCAGACCACAGUUGGAGUGAUUCAGCUGCUUGGAGGCCCUAUUUAUGGAAGGUUUGCAGAUGUGUUUGGAGCACGUGCAGCUCUCUCUGUGUCUUGCUUGGCAUCAGUGGUUUAUUUUCUACUGUUGGCGGUGGCAGACAACACUUUUAUGCUUUUCGUGCAUAAACUACCUGCUGUUUUUAUGCACGCACUGCCAGGAGCUCAAAUGGUGGUAGCAGAUCUGUCAGAGAAUGAGAAGCGAGCAGAUGCUCUUGGGAAACUUGGCCUCUGCUUUGGCAUUGGCAUGAUCGCAGGAUCAUCACUGGGUGGGACCCUCAGCACACGCUUUGGGGAAAAGUUUGCAGCAUCUUUUGCAGCUGUCGGAAGUUUUGUUUCUUUGCUGUUGGUGUUGAACUUCAUCCCUAAACAGACCAAAAUACACACCGUGCCGGAGAGUAACAAGAAGGGAUCAUCAAAUUCCGUGUUUAAUCUGGGGGAGAUCACAAGACUGAUGAAAUUUCCAGGUGUUGCAAAGACUUUCACAGUGAAGAUUAUUUCUGGAUUGCCAGCAGGUAUAUUUCAAGUUAUGUUCUCCAUCAUUGCCAUAAACUUCUUCCAACUGAAGGCAGAGCAGAAUGGCUAUCUGAUGGCUUACUUUGGCAUAGUACAAAUGGUGAUCCAAGGUGCUGUAAUUGGGCGUCUUACGUCUAGAUUUUCAGAGUCUUCUUUAAUGCUGCUCUCUGUUGGGAUAUCCAGUUUAGUGGGCCUUGCACAGGCUAUGAUGACCAACGUGUUUCAUUUUUGUUUAAUCGUGAUACCAAUGAUGUUUUCUCUAAGUGUCUUCAAUGUCAUCACAGACAGCAUGUUGACCAAGAGUGUGUCUCCAUCUGACACAGGAACCAUGCUGGGUCUGUGUGCUUCGGUGCAGUCUCUUUUACGAACUGUUGGCCCAACCAUCGGAGGAUUCCUCUAUGAAGCAUAUGGUGUGCCAUCUUUCGGAUACAUCCAGUGUAUCAUUAAUGCUGCUGUCUUUAGCUUUCUGCUAACCACUGGAGGGCGCUCACAGCCAAACAGGCCAUAGAAAUUGUGAAAGGUGUUGUUUAUGAUUGUCCUGUUCAUGGCCACAUUGUGUGAGAGAGGGCAGUUUACAACAAACCAUGGGCAUUUAACUUACCUCCUCACACACUGGGGAAGGACUUGGUCACAAAUAACCCAGAUGAUCUCUUUUGUUAAUACCACAGACAUUCAAAAUAUCGUAUGUUACUGUCAAAUUACUCCACUUUAUUUCACAAGUUAGCUCAGGAUCGUUUUUAUGAAGUUCCUUAUCUUAAAAAGGAGCUGGCAUGUAAAUGUCUAGGUCAGUACAAAGAAAGAAGUGCAGUAUGCUUUUAUCUGUGUGGCAUUAUAGUCUAGUUUUAACAAUCCCAUAUUAUACAGUAAUUAUUCAUUAUAAUGAUGUUGCAGUUGUAAGAUGUCAUGAAAAAGAACAAAAUUAAAAAUCCAUAAGUUUGUAUCUGAAA
Sinocyclocheilus anshuiensis is the source of this 2279-nucleotide messenger RNA. Its product is annotated as solute carrier family 22 member 18-like. The record is from RefSeq and is a predicted model, not a curated record. Gene Ontology annotation, cellular component: nuclear envelope. Gene Ontology annotation, molecular function: transmembrane transporter activity. Bases 638 to 1840 code for a protein of 400 amino acids. Lineage: Eukaryota; Metazoa; Chordata; Actinopteri; Cypriniformes; Cyprinidae. Gene Ontology annotation, biological process: transmembrane transport. The transcript has 10 exons.